ACCUGUAUACGAGUUGGUCUGUGUACGACUUGACUGUAAAUCAGUAAAUGUAUACCAGUCCACCUUGUGUGUGAUAAGGCAUCGAUAAGUAUGAUUACUUCACAUUGUGUUGAAUUAUUAACAAUCAAUUAUCAUAGUAGUAUAAUUAGAAUUAUGUUUUGCAUUGAAUGUGGGGUGGUUUUAGGCCCCACAAACAAGUUUUGUGGUUCAUGUGGCGCCCCAGUCUGUGUCAAAAGGAAAGUAACAACAGAACCUGACACAGCCAAACCAGGGCCAUCAAAAUCUUUUGAUGAGUCAGCAAAAGGAUGCUUCUCGCCAAAUGGAAGUCCAUCUUUGCAUAAGAAGAGAGAAGAGGUACAGUCCAAACUUGACUUUUUAAAGGCCAAGUUUUUGGAUAGUAAGAAAAAAAUGUCCAGCAAAAGAUUAGGUGGACACACUAAAUCUUCAGGGUUGGAGAUUUUGGAAGUCCGUUUUUUGGACAACCGUGGAAAGAGGCUGCAGAGGGUGAUAAAUGGCAGCUCGUCAUUAUUACUGGAAGUGGAAUCUUCCAGUGCCGUCCCGGAGUGGAUGGCUCUCUUAAGUGCAAAGUUCAAGACACAGAUUCCUAUGGAAGCGAUGGUAUUUAAAGAGCACAAAUUCAUUGCACUCAAAGAUACGACAAGCGUAGAAGAUUUAAAGAACCUAUCGAAGGGAAAGAGGAAACAUUUUGGUUUUUUUGUUCAAGUGCAUGCCUGAGAAGACCACUUCAGCCAAUGAAUCCCCAGAGAAGACCACUUCAGCAAAUGAAUCUCCAGAGAAGACCACCUCAGCCAAAGAAUCUCUGAAGCAGAAACGUCACGAUAUCAUACUGUCUGAUUCUUCAGAGGACGAGUUGGAAGAGCCUAAGCAGAGAAGUCUGGAU
Messenger RNA from Saccostrea echinata, 901 nucleotides. RefSeq lists its product as uncharacterized. The record is from RefSeq and is a predicted model, not a curated record. NCBI's taxonomy places the organism in Eukaryota, Metazoa, Mollusca, Bivalvia, Ostreida, Ostreidae. The transcript is spliced from 12 exons. Bases 91 to 735 code for a protein of 214 amino acids.